This is a messenger RNA of Serendipita indica DSM 11827, 768 nucleotides long. The record is from the annotation of a GenBank genome assembly. Lineage: Eukaryota; Fungi; Basidiomycota; Agaricomycetes; Sebacinales; Serendipitaceae.
AUGCCGACUACUUACACCGAUACGCCUGCGUCAUCUGUAACCCACCCAGUGUUGCAAAUCCCCGUAAGCUCUGCUAACUCAUACGCUCCCGAAUUGCAUUCGGUGGUGCAUGACCACACUCCUUUGCCACAUGUAGAGCCGAACGGUUCUCCAAUUACCUCAACUCAGCCACUCAUUUCAGCAUCUCGGCACCCUUCCCAGAAUCCUACGUCGAUUUCAUCUAGUGUCAACCCAGAGGAUCAUUCUAAUCAAGAUUACGGCUCCGAGACAUUCAUCCAAAGGACGGCACCACCGGGCCUCCGCUCACGGCUUCGAAAAGUUCUAAACUCGUCUUGGUUUAGACAAAACCAGCUCGAAAAAAGGCGAGAACUCGAACUUUUUAUUAUCGAGCCCGUGAAGCACGAAUGGAAGUGCGCAUUGAUUCCCUGCGCAGACAGUCCAAAUGUUUGGCAGAAAAAGCAGCGUGCUGUCGAUCACAUCCGAACGCAUCUCAAUCACCGGCCCUUCUCUUGCCGUGGACGCUGUAAGCGGCCCAAUUGCACACUCGCCUUUUUCUCUGAGCGAGAUCUUACAUCACACAUGAAGCCCGUUUCGGUUACGUUGGAAGAAGUGUGGAACGGCGCAACUUUCCCCGACAUCGAGAUACGGACAUCUGUCGGAAGGGCCCAAGAGUUACAACUCAAAGUCGCCUUUAGCGCACAUUCGAUGAUCCCUACGGAGCAGGAACUCUGUAGCUCGACUUUACCAACUCCACUCAUUUACUCUUGA